Chlorella variabilis is the source of this 1812-nucleotide messenger RNA. RefSeq lists its product as hypothetical. Gene Ontology annotation, biological process: N-glycan processing. Bases 1 to 1812 code for a protein of 603 amino acids. The record is from RefSeq and is a predicted model, not a curated record. NCBI's taxonomy places the organism in Eukaryota, Viridiplantae, Chlorophyta, Trebouxiophyceae, Chlorellales, Chlorellaceae. Gene Ontology annotation, molecular function: protein binding. The transcript has 9 exons. Gene Ontology annotation, cellular component: glucosidase II complex.
AUGGGGUGUCGGGCGGCAUUGGGGUUGCUGGCGCUGGCUCUGGUGCCCGCGCUGUGUGCUGGUGGGCCGCCGAUCCGGGGGCUGGACCCCGCCCUGGGGCCUCGCUACGAGCCCACAGCUGAUGGCAAGUUCGCCUGCCUGGACGGCAAGAAGAGUGUGCCCUUUGAGCAGGUCAAUGACAACUAUUGCGACUGCUUUGACGGCUCGGAUGAGCCAGGCACGUCAGCUUGCCCCAACGGCCACUUUUUCUGCGCAAACAAGUUCUACCUGCCGCUGCUGCUCAACGCCUCCAUGGUGGACGAUGGCGUGUGCGACUGCUGCGACGGCUCGGACGAGCCUGCUGGACGCUGCCCCAACAACUGCUACGAGAAGGGCUACAAGUCGCUGAUCGCUUUGAAGGACCAGAUGGCAGCAGCUGACAAGGGCGUGCAGGCACGCAACAAGUAUGUUGAGGAGGCAGGGGCCAGCAAGCAGAAGUGGGCGGAUCGCAAGGCGCAGGUUGAUGCGGAGGUGGAGAAGCACCGCAAGGAGAAGGAGGCUGCCGACGCCGACAAGAGCAAGCUGGAAGAGGAGCAGCGCAAGCUGCAGGACCGCAAGCGGGAGCUUGAGGAGGAGAAGAAGAAGCGCCAGCCGCCUGAGGAGCCCGCCAAGUCGGAGGGCGAACAGCAGCAGGAGACAGCGGCUUUUGAGGACGAGCAGCAGGUGGGCGGCGCCGAGGGCGUGGGCGAGGAGCAGGCUGAGCCUGGCGUGGAGGAAGCUGCCGAGGAUGAGGCAGUAGAAAAGUCUGAAGAAGAACUUGCCAAGGAGCGAAUGGCACAGUGGAUCCCUGGUGCCAAGGAUGGCGAUGGCGGGGCAGUGGAGGAGGAGGCGGGGCCCGAGGAGGAUGCAGAUCCGGUGCUGCCAUCCUAUGAUGGCGAGGACCUGCAUGCAGCUGAUGCCGCUGCACUGGAGGAGGAGGAUGCGGAACCCCAGCAAUUUUUUCCUGACGAGGGUGCAGCUGAUGUUGAUGUUGGCGCCAGCGGCGCUGAUGGUGAUGGCGGCGAUGCAGGGGAGCCGGGCGCCGAGGAGGGUGCGGCGGGUGCUGGCGCGAGUGCGGCGGGUGCUGGCGCGAGUGCGGCGGGCGGCAAUGCGGGGCAGCGUCCCACUUCUGCCUUUGGCAAGGCCAGGCUACUCCUGAAGAAAGUGUUUAAGGCGCUCGCCAAGCCGGGCAACGAGACUGUCGCUGAUGACACUGAGCUGACCGGCGCCAUUGCCGCCAUCGACGCUGAGAUCAGCGCCUUGAAAACACGCCUGGACCCUGCCCGCACCAAAGCCAACGAGGCGCGCCAGAAGCUCAAUGACCUGGAGCAGGAGCAGCGCAAGCUGCAGGCGAAGCUGGAUGGCAGCUAUGGCGAGGGUGACGCGUUUGUAGCUCUGGUGGACCGUUGCUUUGAUGCCAAGGUGGACAAGUACACGUAUGAGGUGUGCCCCUUCGACAAGGCCUCCCAGAAGGAGGGCGGCAGCGCCACCUCACUGGGAAGCUGGUCGGGCUUUGAGGCUGGCGAGACCAAGCUGGCAUUCAAGAACGGGGCGACCUGCUGGCAGGGCCCCAGCCGCAGCAUGACGGUCUCGCUGCACUGCGGGCAGACAGAGCGGCUGGCCAAGGUGGAGGAGCCCAGCCGCUGCGAGUACAGCGCAGAGCUGCAGACCCCUGCGGCCUGCACACCCGCGGCAGCCGAGGCGCUGAGGCGCGAGGUCGAGGCGCGGCAGCGGUUCCUGGAGGGUGGCGAUGAGGUGGAGGGCGAUCCUCAGGCCAACCGGGACGAGCUGUGA